UAGGUCACUUCUCUCAUCUCAUACAUAAUACAUAUAGGGUUACGAGUCUUUUUACACUUCCACGAUUCCUUUCCCCAAAGGUUUUCGAGGUUUCUCGUUUCUCCCCUUUCCUUUCCGCCAUGAAAUGAUAAUUUAGAUUUCCCGGAAAAUCCCAUCCAAUCAGCAAUUAGCAUUUUCCUCGAAUUCCUAUUAUUUAAUUUAUUAAUAAUAUCCUCAUUAUUUUCUCCUUUCUAUAAUAAUAAAAAAAACUUCUUAGAAGUAUAUAUAUUUGCACAUCUAUGCCCAAUAAAGACAUUUAGGGUUAUCGAAUUAGGGAUUUGGUAAAAUAAAUAAUAAUGGGGAGUGGAGAUGGAGAUGGAGAAGAUGAUCGGACGUUUAGGGUUAAUUUCAGUGCAGAAGGAUUUGGGAAGCUUCGAGAACGAGUUAACGAGAAACUCAAGGAGUUUAUGGGUGACUAUACUGAUGAUACUCUCGUGGAAUAUGUCAUAGUCUUGUUAAAAAAUGGAAGGCGUAAAGAAGAAGCAAGGAAUGAAUUGAAUGUUUUUCUUGGAGAAGACAGUGUCCCCUUUGUUGCUUGGCUAUGGGAUCACCUGGGAUCAAAUAUAGAUUUGUAUGUGCAACAAAAGGAUCCUGAUACAGGAGGAAGGGAAAAAACAAAACCCGCUAUUGCGGAGCAGGAGGCAAAGAAUGAUAUGCACCACCUGGAUGCUGAUGCUGAUAAAGAGAAAUUAAACAAAUCUAAAAGCCGUCACCGAAGGGUGUGGAAAGGGAUGGUUGGCGAUGGACACCCUGCUCUACAUAGUUCUUUGGCCGACAGCACUCCUAAGGAGGAGGAAGCUCAUCGAAAAGUUGGUCAUGCAAAGCGAUCCCUCUCCCCCCAGCCAGAACCUCUGAGAAAAAGAAGCCGGCCUGAAGAAAAGCUGAAAAAGAGGGAAAGCACUCGUCAACCAGCAAUUGCUGCUACUCGGAGGUUGCUGCAAUUUGCAGUAAGAGAUGCCGUGGCUACUUCUAGGCCUUCCACUUUAGAACCCUCACCUUCACUAAAGCGUCUUCGCUCUGUGGUCUCUACAUCUGUGGAGGACUCAUCCCUUCAAGAACGGCCACAGAGGAUACGGUCAGUUGCAAGAGCACCAACUGCCCUGGCCACUGCUAUUAGAGCUGUUGCUGAAGCUGCAAAAGAUGUAACCAAAGUUAGAUCGUCGGCUAAUGUGUUUGAUAGGCUGGGUCGUAGUACUGACGUUCGUGAUACUUCAAUCCUAUUGGAAGAAUCUAGGCAAGCUGUUGCUGAAGAUGUACAAGAUCGAUCUUUUGCUGAUGCAAAUGAGGGUUACUCAACUUACCUUCACGGAAGUGAUUAUAGUGGAAAGCUUAUUGGGAAAUCUAUGUUGCAUGAUGAUGCUGUGGUUGUUCAUGAUUCAGUAUCGGAUGAUGAGGCUGAUCGUGGUAGCAGUGCUGUGAAUGGAAGGGCUGUGGAUGCCUCUAGAACUGGUGCACCUGUUAAAAACAUAGGUGAGAAUCCACUUAUAGUCAAGCAUGGCGUUGCUUACAAUGCCGAUGAUAUUUUGGACAAGUCACAGAAGGACCAGGAUCGAGCUGCAUUUGCUCCAGGUGCUCAUCACCAGCCAAUGAAUGUCCCCUUAAAUGUGAAUACCUGGAAAUCACCUCAGUAUCAGGAGCCAAGACAGUCAGUGGAGAUAGAGAAUCGGAGAUCUGCACAAAGCAGUGAAGGCUUGGCCGAGAUACCUGACAGGCUGUUGACAAAAGAAAGCACUAAUCCUAUUGCAGCUACUAAUGGAAUUGCCAACCCAUAUGUGGACACACAGAAGGAUUCUCAAAAGACAGCUUCUAUUAAUCAGGGUUUGUAUUCUACUGGUCCACCUACAGAAGAUGCUGAUUCACGGACCAUCUUUGUCAACAAUGUUCAUUUUGCUGCUACCAAGGAUAGCCUUUCUCGGCACUUCAAUAAAUUUGGGGAAGUGCUUAAAGUGGUCAUCCUGACUGAUGCAGCAACUGGGCAACCCAAAGGGUCAGCUUACGUAGAGUUCAUGCGAAAAGAAUCUGCAGAAAAUGCUUUAUCUCUUGAUGGAACAUCGUUCAUGUCACGCAUUCUGAAGGUUGUGAGGAAAAGCUCUGCUACUCCUGAAGUAGCGUCUGCCACUGUAUGGCCUCGUGUUGCGAGAGGUGGUCCCUUUGCCGUUUCUAGGUUUGGUCGGGUUCCUUUUCCUAGAGGCAUCCCCACUUUGUACAGGUCCCGGCUCCCAAUCAGGCCUGGUGCUAGAAGUAUGCAGUGGAAACGAGAUGCUCAGCCCACAUCAACUGAGAACUCUGGUUUGGCUACACCCUCAAGUAAUGCAGUUUCUUCUCCCAUUCCUCGGAGUAUGACAUAUGUACGAACAGAAUCUAAGACAAAUGGAAAUUCUAGUGCGGCUUAGUUGAUUAUAGCAGCUACCUCCCGUCCUAUCUCUUUGAGAAUCCAGUAUAACAGACAUUCUUGGCACCGUACUUGAUUGCUUCAUCUGGUGAAUCAGCCGAGAUGUGCUGGGGCUGGGCGGGUGCAUGUGCACGUCAUGUAAUCAUGAACAGAGUAACUGGUUUUGCUUUAUAUUAUUGUUCUUUCCAUAGAGUUGGGCACAAAAGGCACGGAGUAAAUGUUUUUGGGUUAGGGUUUUGAAGUAGUUAUUAUUAGGUUGUUCGAGACAGGUGGCUGAAGGAGUUGUGUCAAGUUCGAGCUGGAAUCUGUGAAUAGAAGGUGGAUGGGUUGUUUAUUGGAUUAGAGGCCUUUGAAAUUUCAUUCUUGAUAAAGUAAAAAGGAAAAAAAAAGUUUUGAAGAGAGAAAAAAAGUGAAAAAGAAAAAGCCAAGCGUGCUUCAAGCAUUCACUGCAUUUUACAUUUCUUCUUUUGGUCUAAUAAUAUGCUUGCUAGUGGAGAUCUGCAUUCAAUGAGAGUUCCGUUGACGAUUUGGCAUUAUUGUUAACGGAGCUUCAAAAAGAAUGUAGAUGCCUGAAAAGGACAAUUUUACUGUAUCAGUCUGUAAUUUACUUUGGCCAAUAUGUUCAUGUAUCUUAAUUUUGUAUUCGAGGUCA
Lycium barbarum (goji berry) is the source of this 3083-nucleotide messenger RNA. RefSeq lists its product as uncharacterized. Bases 336 to 2432 code for a protein of 698 amino acids. Gene Ontology annotation, biological process: regulation of mRNA stability; mRNA processing. Gene Ontology annotation, cellular component: nucleus; cytoplasm. Lineage: Eukaryota; Viridiplantae; Streptophyta; Magnoliopsida; Solanales; Solanaceae. The transcript has 9 exons. The record is from RefSeq and is a predicted model, not a curated record. Gene Ontology annotation, molecular function: poly(A) binding.